Molecule: messenger RNA, 204 nt
Organism: Laccaria bicolor S238N-H82
Lineage: Eukaryota; Fungi; Basidiomycota; Agaricomycetes; Agaricales; Hydnangiaceae
Exons: 2
Coding region: 1-204 (67 amino acids)
Source: RefSeq, a predicted model, not a curated record
AUGGUCAUGGACGAGCUCGAACUAUCAAGACGAACCGGACGAGGGUCACGCGUUGAAACGACGGAAGUUGGUCGACUUUCGACUUCCCCAAAGCCUCGUCAGUCGUUAUUGCACCAAGACUUGACAAGCCCUCUGUUGGAAUCGGCGCGUGAAAGGGAGGUUGAUAAAUUAAAGAAUGUCGAGAGAAAAGCCGGGUACGAUUGA